Messenger RNA from Neolamprologus brichardi, 1394 nucleotides. RefSeq names its product SEC22 homolog C, vesicle trafficking protein (gene sec22c). Gene Ontology annotation, biological process: endoplasmic reticulum to Golgi vesicle-mediated transport. Lineage: Eukaryota; Metazoa; Chordata; Actinopteri; Cichliformes; Cichlidae. The record is from RefSeq and is a predicted model, not a curated record.
UUUGUUGUGGUUUUGUUGUACCAGGAAGCACAUUUGAAGUUAGCUCGCUGGACUAAUUUUGAUUUAAGGUCUUACUUCGCUAUUAUAAGUCGUUAUUAAGGACGGCUCUCUUUAUCUAUCAUUGAUUGCUUUUGCAUCGUGAAGCUGGGGCGGGUUUCCUGCCUGCUUAUGGCGUGUUUUUGUUUGUGAUAAGAUGCAUUAGUCAGCUAAACUACAAUAGCUUAGGGACAAGGUGCAGCAUGAAACCCAUGAUAAUGAGGCAGUGUGUGCUUCAUGGACCGAGUGGAUAAUGUCUGUGAUCCUGUUUGCCUUUGUGGUUCGGGUCAGGGAUGGACUCCCCCUGUCAGCCUCCACAGACUUUGAACACAACCGAGAGCUCCAGCAGAGGAAGCAGCAGAUUAAGACCAUCAGCAAGGCGCUGGCCCGCUUCCCAGACAGAGGGACCAUUAAGGGCCAGGAGCUCAAUAUAUACUUCGUCUCUUCAGAGGGUGUAUCCUACAUGACUGUGUGUCACUGCAGCCUCCCUGUUGCUAAAGCCUUCUGCUUCCUGGAAGAUCUGCGCUGGGAGUUCACAGCAUGCUUCAAAAGCACUGUUGUUGCCUUGGCAGCCAGGCCAUAUCCAUUUUUGGAAUUUGACAGCAUUAUUCAGAAGCUGAAGCAGCAGUACAACCACAGUGGUGGCCCGGCCCUAGAGGUGACUUUGGCAGAAGUCCAGGAGGAGCUGAGGAUCCAUCCACCUCAAGUAAUAAACCUGGAUGAGGUGGAGCUAACCAAUGGCACUGCAAAUGGGCACAUGGAGCAGGGUCCUGGAUCUGGUCAAAAUCAAAGACUGGAACCAGUGACGGCCCCGGGCAUCCUCUCUCUCAUCCUCAAUAUCAUGUGUGCGUCUUUGAAUGUUAUCCGUGGGGUUCACCUCAUGGAGUACACGUUCCAGGAUGAUUAUGAAAGCAUUUGGAAUGUUGUGGCAUUUCUCCUGGCAUUUGCUUGCUGUGUUUUUCAGUGCCACCUCUACCUUUUCCACUCAUCUCUGAAGAAACUGAAGUGCUUCACUCUGUUAAGUGUGAUCGUCCUAUGCAACUUGCACCUGCUCGGCUUGAGAAAUGCGUGGCAGCUCCUCUUCCACGUUUCCGUUGCCUCCUUGUCUACCGUGCUCAUCCUGACUCGCAAAGUCCAAGACAGAACCAGCGACUGUGGCGUCUGAAGAGCGCAGGACAGCGAAAUUUGUUGCACCGCUGCAGUUUUCAGUGCAGGUGAGAAAGAGCGAGGACGUAAUCGGCUUGUGGAUUUUUAACAAAAGAUUGAAAAAGUACAAUAACAGGCUCGUAUUUUCUCAUGUGCCGUAUGUACUCGAACUUUCUGUACAUUUGUGUACAACAAGAAUAUCGAAAAAUGCA